Messenger RNA from Engraulis encrasicolus (European anchovy), 490 nucleotides. Its product is annotated as ly6/PLAUR domain-containing protein 1-like. Lineage: Eukaryota; Metazoa; Chordata; Actinopteri; Clupeiformes; Engraulidae. The transcript has 3 exons. Gene Ontology annotation, biological process: acetylcholine receptor signaling pathway. Gene Ontology annotation, molecular function: acetylcholine receptor inhibitor activity. The record is from RefSeq and is a predicted model, not a curated record. Bases 11 to 490 code for a protein of 159 amino acids.
UUGGUCGAAAAUGCGAUCGCUUGUUCUCCUCGCCUGUUUGUGCGGAUGCGUCUUGAGCUCAGGUGUCCCAGUGUGUCAGCGUUGUAUGUGUUCCUCAGUCUGGCCACUGCAGAUGCAAUGCUACCACUGCGAGGAGAGCCUGCUGGACAACGACUGCUCGUCACCCAGGUUCAUCGCCAACUGCACGGCCAACAUCCAGAAUGCCUGCCAGCAGGAGGUGAUCCACGGCAGAGAUGGAGUGAUCACGUACCGUAAGCAGUGUGCCACUUACAGCACGUGCCUGAUCGCCGAGACAGGCUACCAGUCCUUCUGCAACCCAGGCCACCGUGGCUCCAUAUGCAUCAGCUGCUGUGACACGCCGCUCUGCAACGGGCCGCGCCCUCCCCGUGCCAACCCUGCGCCCCCGACCCACGCCCCCCUCCUAGGCCCCACGCUCCUCAUGCUCCUCGCCACACUCUCUGGGACCCUGCACCCCCUUCUCCUGCUGUGA